Molecule: messenger RNA, 1830 nt
Organism: Owenia fusiformis
Lineage: Eukaryota; Metazoa; Annelida; Polychaeta; Sabellida; Oweniidae
Source: the annotation of a GenBank genome assembly
AGAAAAUGGCUCAAAUGAUUCCAAAGACAAAAAUACCAAUAUCAGUAGAUUGUAUUUUGAAAGAUUUUGAUUAAUUGAGCAUUUAUCUUUGGACUGAAACUACAGGGCUACAGGGCUACAGGACAAAGUCCAAGUGUCAAUAUCUGAAGUCCUGACUGUGAUAAUAUAACAUUUACACAAUUUAGAUUCAUACAAUAUUAUUUAUUUCUGCUAUAAAAUGGCAUUCAGACAUAUUGCUAGGAAAUCUUCUAAAGUUGCGUCUCAAUUGAAGAAGGCAACAUUCACUCGCAUUAACAGGCCAUACAGUAGCAGGCCAGAGACAUCCACAGUUCCUAACAUGAUGGAUAUAGGAACCAGACAAAUUUUUACAGAGGAGCAUGACAUAUUCAGAGAAAAUUGUAGAAGGUUUUACCGUGAAGAAGUUGCACCAAAUAAUGAUAAAUGGGAGGAGGAUGGCCAAGUUAGUUAUGAGAUCUGGAAGAAGGCAGGUGCCCAAGGUUUCUUGUGUUGUGCUGCAUCAGAAGAGUUUGGAGGUCCUGGGGGAACUUGGCUGCAUGACAUCAUUAUGGUCGAGGAACAGAGUUACAUCAACCACUCAGGCUGUGGAUUUGGCAACCACUCAGCUGUUGUAUUACCAUACCUACAGAAUUAUGGUACACAGGAGCAGAAAGAGAAGUUUAUUCCCAAGAUGGCUGAUGGCAGCUGUAUAGGAGCUAUUGUUAUGACAGAGCCUGGGGCAGGCAGUGAUCUCCAAAGUGUGCGAACAAAUGCUAAAAAAGAUGGUGAUGACUACAUUCUCAAUGGGAGCAAAGUGUUCAUCACAAAUGGGCAGAUGAUGGGGGUAGGGGUAGUAGUGGCUCUAACAAAUCCGGACGCAAAGUCUCCAGCGCAUGGUAUAAGCUUAUUCCUGGUUGAAGAUGGAAUGAAAGGAUUUAAAAAAGGCAAAAAGUUGAAGAAGAUGGGUCUUAAAGCGCAGGACACAUCAGAGUUAUUCUUUGAGGACAUACGUCUACCAAAGAGUGCUUUACUAGGUGAAGAGAACAAAGGAUUUUACUAUCUGAUGACCCAACUUCCACAGGAGAGACUCUCAGCAGCCAUUGGAGGAGUAGCACAUGCUGAGUGGAUGUUUGAAGAAACUAGAAAUUAUGUAAAAGAACGAAAAGCUUUUAAAAGAACAGUGGCUGAUUUACAGACGGUUCAGCACAAGUUAGCAGAACUUAAGACAGAGAUAUGUGUUGGGCGAGCAUUUGUUGAUAACUGUAUGAGAAUACACCUUGAAAAGGGCCUGGACCCACAAACUGCAUCUAUGGCUAAAUAUUGGUGUACAGACCUUCAGAACAGAGUGGCGUACGCUUGUGUUCAACUACAUGGAGGCUGGGGUUAUAUGUGGGAAUACCCAAUAAGUCGUGCCUUUGUUGAUGCCCGUGUUCAACCAAUCUACGCAGGGACCAAUGAAAUCAUGAAAGAACUUAUCGGCAGACAAAUCACUAAAUCAUGAGAAAUAAAUCGUAGAGUGAGAUCGAACAAUCACUCGGGUGGAUAAUUAGAAUCUUUCUAUGCUCUUUGAGUUUUCCUAGGGACGGUUUAUAAAUGCAAAUAGGACUUGAUCUUAGAUUAACCCAAUUUAAAGGUCGCCUAUAUAUAAACCAGAAUAGAAAAUUAUUAUUUUGACCUUCACAGAUUUGAUCAGACUGUCUUCAUUGGAGAUUAAUGAAGGAAUUGAUUUGAGUUACAGGCCCGUAGCCAGGGGGGUUCGAUAGGUUUGAGUUAAAAAUCUUUCAAAAUCAUGCAGUUUUUCACCAUUCUGAGCACUUUUUAAGUGAUUUUGGC